GUAGAGCAAAGUAGUUACCUAAAAAUCUUUACUGUGGCUGUGAGACGGUGGUGGCAGAAACAUGUCCGUGUUUAUCUGCUGCGUUCAGUCGGCUAUGAUACUGCUGUGGGUCCUGGAGGUCCACACCGUCACUCUCCAGCCGGCCGAGGAGGUGGAAAUCUUUACUUUGGAUAAAAACACACCUCGGGGAUGGAAGUAUGAUCCUCCAAAAGGGUGGAGUGAACUCCAGCUCCGUGGACCAGGUCUGGUCCUGCAGGCAUGUGGAAAACCCAUCAGAAGGACGUUACUGAGCAAGUGGAUGAAGCGUGAUGAUGCUCGGUAUCUCCUGAUGGACAUCACAUUUGCUCAAGAGCAGGAACCGUCUGCUGUGCUUCUCCCCCUUCAGGUUCACGUCAUGGACUUGAGUGUAUAUGCCAGUACAUUUCAAAAUGACAGCAAAGUUCAGGAUCUCUUCGCGUCAGCGCCGUUUCCCAGCGGCUUAUCACUGACCCAGACCCUGCGCAACCACAAUCAGAGCAUCACUGUGAACCUGGGUUCUGUUCAAAACAAAGGCUUCCAACUUGGGCUCUCCUACUCUGGAAGAUGCGUGCUGGUGUGGGCCAUCAGAGUCUACUACCGGAGGUGUCCUGAGAUCACAGAUGGCCUGGUGUGGUUUGGAAAAACUGUGGCUGGAUCCCAACUGCUCUCAGGGUCAUGUGUGGUGGGUGCUGUGGAGGUUUCUCCCCCGCUGAGGGACUGCGGCCGGGAUGGAGUCUGGGGUCCAGUGCAGGGAGGUUGUACCUGCAAAGCUGGACAUGAAGCCACAAGCCACAGCUGUUCAGCAUGUCGGAUGGGAUUCUACAAAGCGGGUGAAGGAAACAGAGACAUCUGCCGACCAUGCCCACCAAACACCAAAACCCUGAGUGAGGGCUCAGACAGAUGCACGUGUCUAGCAGGAUUCAGCCAGCUGACGGAGGACCCCGAAGAGCUUGGCUGCACCAAGCCUCCAUCAGCUCCUGUGAAUCUGACUUCUCACCACCAAAACAGCUCCCUGCUGAGCCUGACCUGGGACCCUCCUCACGACAGAGGGGGCCGGCAGGAAGUGAUGUACAGAGUCAAGUGUGAGAGCAGUGCAGGUGGUCUGUGGGAGGCCUGCGGGGAAGGUGUGGUUCUUCAGCCGAAUUGCUCAGAGCUGAGCAGCACCUCAGUCAUCGUCAUGGGGAUGAACCCGCUCAGUGACUACAGACUGACUGUGCAAGCCGUCAAUAAUAUUUCCAGCCUACAAGGGGCGCCAGUGUCAUCAUCAGCCACAGUAACAAUUCAUAGAUGGAGAGCUCCACCGGGAUCAGCCACAGUAACUCCAGGUCUGAAUGUUGUACAGGUUGAAGAAACUCAAUCGCCCCACCAUCCCAGUCGAUUUUCAAUGUGGUUCGUAGUCGGUAUCUUUUUUUUUGCUCUCCUGCUAAUGGCUGCGAUUCCCAUCUUGGUUGGCCUUCUGCGGCGGAAAUACAAAAAACGCAGAUGUGAGCAAGAACUGAGACAUCUGAUGACUGCACGAGUGACAUACAGACGUCAGCAACAGCAAGAGGCAGUGCCUUUGCAGACCCAAGUUAGUUUGGAGCAGGGUGUGUUCCAGCUGUUGGAGGGACUAAAUGGUAGACUGCUGGAUAGUCUGAAGGAUGUCCUUGUGGAAAGACACCAACUGACGCUUGGAAAGGAGCUUGGAAAAGGAGAGUUUGGCGCUGUUUAUGAAGGCAGUUUCAUGUCAGAAGGUGUGGACCUGAGGGUUGCUGUGAAAACCAUGAGAGUUGGAAUUCACAGUCAGGAAGACCUGCAUGACUUUUUGAGAGAAGCUGAGAUCAUGAAGAACUUCAGUCAUGUCAAUGUGAUUAAACUGUUUGGCGUCACCUUGGAGAGGGAUGAGGACAGUCCACUGCCUUUUCCCAUGGUCAUCCUUCCCUACAUGAAACACAGAGACCUGCGGCGCUUUCUCAUUGCUACACGCUACGGUGAUGUUCCAAUGUUCGUGCCUCAUCAGAGCCUCCUGCGCUUCAUGAUCGACAUUGCUGCUGGGAUGGACUACUUAAGCUCACAGGGCUUUCUUCACAGAGAUUUGGCGGCACGCAACUGCAUGCUUGGCGAUGACCUGCGGGUGUGUGUGGCUGACUUUGGCUUGACAAAGAAAAUCUACAGCAACAAUUAUUAUCGUCAGAAGGUGACGAUUCGAGUGCCGGUCAAGUGGAUGGCCAUGGAGAGUCUCUCAGAGUCUGUCUACACCACCAAGAGUGAUGUGUGGUCCUUCGGGGUGACGAUGUGGGAGGUAGUGUCCCGGGGCAUGACUCCUUAUCCUGGUGUCCACAACUGUGAGAUGCUGGACUUUCUACUCUCUGGACAUAGGCUGAAAGCUCCCAAAGACUGUGACCUCCAACUAUAUGAGGUCAUGUGCAGCUGCUGGGACAGGGACCCAACCUGCAGGCCCUGCUUUGAGCAUCUGGGUGAGAAACUGAAAGGUCUUCUGUCCGAGCUGCCGGAACUGGGGGCCAGCCAGGAGGCCUGCUACAUGAACCAGUGCCUGGAGGCAGCUUCUGCUGCCUGCCACGAUCCUCACACAGAAUGUGAAGAAAGACUGGGGAAUGUCUACCUGCCUUCUCCAGUGGGCGCUGUGGACCAGGAUGGAGAAGAGGGUUACCUCAAGGCCUUUGUUUGUCAAGAGGCUUCUGAGAACUAACAAACCAUGCCAAGCCUGUUCUUAUUAGCAUGAUAAAAUACAUGCCUCUUGUUUUCAACGUAGCAUUCUUCUAGUAACUUGGCUUUUCGAGAGAUUAGAGAUGUUAACUAUGAUUCCUGUAUUAUGUAAAGAGAUACUGUGACUCCUGAUGCAUUUACAUAAUCGGUCUCUAUUCAGCCACAUACAAACAAAAUACAAAAACAUUUAGCAAAACAACAAAGAAAACCCCACAACUCGGCCACUGGGGACAUCAUUCAAUUGUAGAUGCAAGCGUUCCUCAUUUUUCCUAAUAUUGCAACCAUAUCCUCCGGCUCCUUUCAAAUGUGGAUGUGAGUUUCUCCAUGAUUUCCAGAUUCUCAUUUGUGACUAGUGUCAUGUGCACCACACUGUAGUCAGUUCCUUGGACUAGCCUCCUUGUCUAAGCUGCAUAUGGCAUCCUGACCACAUAUUCCUAAACAGAUCCUUUUGAAAUGUGAAAGGUAUAACACACUUCCAAAAUUGAGCAUUACAGUGUACUCUUGUCAUAUAGUGGAAUGAAUGUUGAGAGUGAUUGACUUUCAGGACACUUUGUGUUAAGAUGAGAACACUUUCUCCAACGUGGCCGUUUUGUUUUCAAUUCUUUACCUUCAUUUCCAUGUCGAACCAAGGUCUCUUGCGGUCAUCUGCUGUACUCCCCACAUUUUCUUUCUCAUUUAAUCUGUAAUCUCUUUUUAUGACAAUUUCUCUUUGGCAUAAAUUGAAGUUUCAUUUUUUUUUUAGAUUUCAUUAGAUAUUUGUAUAAAUAGAAAUUGUUAUGAGAAUAAUAUAUCGAGUGUCUCUUGUAGUUAUGAUGCCCAUCUUUUAAAUUAAAUGUGUUGGUAAAAAAUCAGUGGAGUACAUAUAUUUAUUUCAAGUAAUGUCUUCUGGAAUGUUAGUUGUACUUGCAGUGAGGAGAUAUAACACUUAAUGUGCCAUAUAAACGUGUCAAAUGCUGAGUGAUUCUUCAAUAAAU
Molecule: messenger RNA, 3698 nt
Organism: Synchiropus splendidus (mandarinfish)
Lineage: Eukaryota; Metazoa; Chordata; Actinopteri; Syngnathiformes; Callionymidae
Product: tyrosine-protein kinase Mer
Exons: 15
Coding region: 62-2707 (881 amino acids)
Biological process (GO): cell surface receptor protein tyrosine kinase signaling pathway; multicellular organism development; protein phosphorylation
Cellular component (GO): signaling receptor complex; plasma membrane
Molecular function (GO): ATP binding; ephrin receptor activity; protein binding
Source: RefSeq, a predicted model, not a curated record